Jatropha curcas is the source of this 9804-nucleotide messenger RNA. RefSeq names its product WD-40 repeat family protein / beige-like protein. Gene Ontology annotation, molecular function: protein binding. The record is from RefSeq and is a predicted model, not a curated record. Lineage: Eukaryota; Viridiplantae; Streptophyta; Magnoliopsida; Malpighiales; Euphorbiaceae.
AAGGCACAAAAGCAAAAACACCUUGGAGCUUGGAUAUAGCAUUAUUACGCAAUUAACUACCCCUUGCAUUGUUUUUGACUGGGCAACCACAGGGAGGUUCUAUUACUUGCCAAAUCCACCUUCUCUCUCGCGCCCAAAUCGCCUCCUCUUUCGUCUUCUCCGAUUCUCUCUUUCGCUUUCGGAAAUCGGAUUUUCAAUCGUCGUCGUUUUCCAUUUUCCUUUUCUUUUAAUUAAAUUAUUUAUCCAAUUAGCCAAGGAUUCCAAGUCGAAUCAGACGGAUCCAUUCUCCAAAGGUACUGGGUAUGUAAAUAGUUUGGAUGAGUGUUUGUUAGGUCUUUGUGAUGGAAGACGAUGAAGAAAAGAAGGAGACCAGAGCUUCUUGGAAGGUUACGGACAUGCCUGAGGUAGUUAGUGCUGUAGCAGUUAGUUUAGGAACAUCUUAUCCAAAAAAUGAAAAUUUUACUGGUGGCAGUGACAUGCAGAUAGGACAGGACAAUGUAGUUUCCCAGGGGGUUGAUUCUGUAGCUACAGUUAUGGAUGGAGAGCAGUUUGAACAGGUAAGUUUGAAAGAUCAAGAUAAAGCUGCUAGCGAGGUACAAUCUUUGCAUUUGGAUUCAAACCACUUAUCAAAUUCAGAGAAUGAGAUGCAAUCAUCUGAUGGAUUUGAUGAAGCCUCUCAGAAUUUAUCCAGGAGUUUUGGUACUGAGCAUUAUUCUCCUCCAAUGACUGACAUUCGGCAUGAUCGUUCAGUAUCAAGCCCUGGCCCUGAGAGACAAUUUGGUUCUACAAUGAAGCAAUCAUAUUCAUCUGCCAGUCUUGAUUCUGCUUACUUUGGAGACAUUGGAUUCCCUCCAGUUGGUUCACCACACAGGUCUAAGCCAAAAGCUGUAAUGCCAAAUGUGUCUCCAGAGUUACUGCAUUUAGUAGAUUCUGCUAUCAUGGGAAAGCCUGAAAGCUUGGACAAGCUAAGGAACAUUGUCUGCGGGGUUGAGACUUUUGGCAUUGGAGAGGAAGCGGACACCAUUGCCUUCUUGGUUGUUGAUUCACUGCUGGCCACAAUGGGUGGAGUUGAAAGUUUUGAGGAUGAAGAUAAUAAUCCUCCCAGUGUGAUGCUGAACUCUCGGGCUGCUAUUGUCUCUGGUGAGCUUAUUCCCUGGUUUCCUUGGGUGGGUGAUAGUGAGAUUUACAUGUCCCCAAGGACACGGAUGGUAAGAGGGUUACGUGCUAUAUUGCAGGCUUGUACAAGAAAUAGAGCUAUGUGCUCUAUGGCUGGUCUGUUGGGAGUUCUUUUGGGGACAGCAGAGAAGAUUUUUGUUGAGGAUCUUGAUUCGAUGGCACCUGCAAGAUGGGAUGGUACUCCUUUAUGUCACUGUAUCCAAUACUUGGCUGGGCAUUCGCUAAAUGUUUUUGAUUUGCAUAAAUGGUUUCAAGUCAUUACAAGACUGCUUACUUCUGCAUGGGCACCUCGCUUAAUGCAUGCCCUGGAGAAGGCAAUGGGUGGAAAGGAGUCGAAGGGACCAGGAUGUACUUUUGAGUUUGAUGGUGAAAGUUCUGGUUUGCUUGGUCCCGGGGAAAGCCGAUGGCCAUUUACCAACGGUUAUGCGUUCGCAACAUGGAUCUAUAUUGAAUCGUUUGCAGACACAUUGAACACGGCUACUGCUGCUGCUGCAAUUGCUGCUGCUGCUGCAGCAAAGUCGGGAAAAUCGUCUGCUAUGUCAGCUGCGGCUGCUGCCAGUGCACUUGCUGGUGAAGGCACAGCCCACAUGCCACGACUUUUUAGUUUCUUAUCUGCAGAUAAUCAGGGAGUAGAGGCAUAUUUCCAUGCUCAAUUUUUGGUUGUUGAAAGUGCUAGUGGAAAGGGAAAGAAGGCUUCCUUGCAUUUUACUCAUGCAUUCAAGCCUCAGUGCUGGUAUUUUAUUGGUUUGGAGCAUAUCUGCAAGCAGGGACUACUUGGGAAAGCUGAGAGUGAACUGAGAUUGUAUAUAGAUGGAUCGUUGUAUGAAAGUCGACCUUUUGAGUUCCCUAGGAUCUCCAAGCCACUUGCCUUUUGCUGUAUUGGGACAAACCCUCCUCCUACGAUGGCUGGUCUACAACGUAGACGUCGUCAGUGCCCUCUGUUUGCUGAGAUGGGUCCUAUUUAUAUCUUCAAGGAGCCAAUUGGCCCAGAAAGGAUGUCCCGUUUAGCUUCUAGAGGAGGGGAUGUGCUACCCACUUUUGGUAAUGGUGCAGGACUUCCUUGGCUAUCAACAAAUGACUAUGUUAGAAGUGUGGCAGAGGAAAGUUCACUUUUGGAUGCAGAUAUUGGAGGCUGCAUUCACCUUCUCUAUCACCCUAGUCUCCUUAGUGGGCGAUUCUGUCCAGAUGCUUCCCCUUCAGGUGCUGCAGGCAUGGUGCGGCGACCAGCUGAGGUUCUUGGACAAGUUCAUGUUGCAACACGAAUGCGACCAGUAGAGGCUUUGUGGGCCUUGGCCUAUGGAGGUCCUUUGUCUUUACUUCCUCUAGCAAUAAGUAAUGUUCAUAAAGGUAGUCUGGAACCAGAGCAAGGAAGUCUUCCUUUGUCCUUAGCUACUGCUACACUGGCUGCCCCAGUAUUCCGAAUUAUUUCCAUAGCUAUUCAUCACCCUGGAAACAAUGAAGAGUUAUGUCGAACUAGAGGACCUGAGAUUCUCUCAAAAAUCUUGAACUAUCUUCUCCGAACUUUGUCUUCAUUUGAUACUGGAAAGCACAAUGGUGUAGGAGAUGAGGAACUUGUUGCAGCUGUUGUCUCCUUAUGCCAAUCCCAGAAGCAUAAUCAUGCACUCAAAGUGCAGCUUUUUAGUACACUGUUAUUGGAUCUCAAAAUUUGGAGCUUAUGCAACUAUGGACUGCAAAAAAAACUUCUAUCAUCAUUAGCAGACAUGGUUUUUUGUGAGUCGUUGGUAAUGCGGGAUGCGAAUGCUAUUCAGAUGCUUCUGGAUAGCUGCAGAAGAUGCUAUUGGACAAUUCGUGAGAAGGACUCUGUGAACACUUUUUCACUAGAUGAGGCAACACGUCCUAUGGGUGAAUUGAAUGCUUUGGUUGAUGAACUGUUGGUGAUCAUUGAACUUCUAAUAGGAGCAGCACCACCUUCCAUGGCUGCAGAUGAUCUCCGCUGUCUACUUGGCUUCAUAGUUGAUUGUCCUCAACCCAAUCAGGUUGCCAGAGUGUUGCAUCUGAUAUAUAGACUCAUAGUACAGCCAAAUACAGCUAGGGCCCAGACGUUUGCAGAGGCAUUCAUAAAAUGUGGUGGGAUAGAAACACUUCUUGUUCUGUUGCAACGGGAAGCUAAAACUGGUGAUCAUAGUAUUCCAGAAUCAGAGUCAAAGAGUGAUAAUAGCUUAUCUGUUGAGGAAUGUGAGCUAGAUGGAGGCAAUGAGAGUCCAGAAAAACAUCAAAAUAAUGAAGCAAAGAAUUUUACUUCACACGUGAAAGAUUGUGAAUCUGAACCAUCUGAUUGUGGUGGUAGCCCUGACGCUUCUUCUGCUAUCACAAGAAUUGAAAGGGCGUCAUCUGUUUCUGAAAAUCCUUCCCUUAGGAAUUUGGGUGGUAUCAGUCUUUCAAUUAGUGCUGAUAAUGCACGAAAUAAUGUUUACAAUGUUGACAAAAGUGAUGGUAUUAUUGUUGCAAUCAUUGGGUUACUGGGUGCUCUGGUGACAUCUGGGCAUGUAAAAUGCAGUUCAUGUGCACCCACAGAUACCACAAGCAGCUUUUUGGGUGCUGGAUUGCAAGAAGGAGGUGGCUCAAUGUUUGAUGAUAAAAUUUCUCUUCUACUUUUUGCAUUACAGAAGGCUUUCCAAGCAGCUCCAAAUAGGCUUAUGACGACAACCGUUUACACAGCUUUACUGGCGGCCUCGAUCAAUGCUUCUUCAGCAGAGGAUGGCUUGAACUUUUACGACUCUGGUCACCGCUUUGAGCAUUCACAACUUCUGUUGGUUCUUUUGCGCUCACUGCCUUAUGCUUCUAGGGCUUUGCAAAGUCGAGCAUUACAGGAUCUUCUGUUUUUGGCUUGCAGUCAUCCAGAAAACAGAAACAAUUUGACGAAAAUGGAGGAAUGGCCUGAGUGGAUUCUGGAGAUUCUAAUCUCUAAUUAUGAGAUGGGUGCAUUGAAAAAUUCUAACACGGCAAGCUUAGGGGACAUUGAGGACCUCGUACACAACUUCUUGAUUAUAAUGCUAGAGCACUCAAUGCGACAGAAGGAUGGUUGGAAGGAUAUUGAAGCCACGAUUCAUUGUGCAGAAUGGCUUUCUAUUGUGGGGGGAUCUAGCACGGGUGACCAACGAGUUAGACGUGAAGAAUCACUACCUAUAUUUAAAAGAAGGCUUUUGGGUGGCUUAUUGGAUUUUGCUGCAAGAGAGCUGCAGGUUCAGACUCAAGUUAUUGCGGCAGCUGCUGCUGGUGUUGCGGCUGAGGGUUUAUCACCAAGAGAGUCUAAGGCUGAAGCAGAGAAUGCUGCUCAGCUUUCCGUGGCAUUGGUUGAAAAUGCUAUUGUCAUUUUAAUGCUUGUUGAAGAUCAUUUACGGUUACAAAGCAAGCUCUCUUGUGCGUCACAUGUUGUUGAUGCUUCUCCAUCUCCCCUAUCUCUUGUGUCCAACCUGAAUAACCGUUCAAAUUCAUUGACAUCCACUGGUCGGAAUUCAUUGGAAAGUCUUGGUGAUCGCAGAUCAAGUGAAUCUGGGGGACUGCCCCUUGAUGUACUUGCUUCAAUGGCUGAUGCAAAUGGGCAAAUUUCAGCUGCUGUGAUGGAGCGUCUCACUGCAGCAGCAGCGGCUGAGCCUUAUGAGUCUGUUUCUUGUGCUUUUGUGUCAUAUGGGAGCAUUGCAAUGGAUUUAUCUGAGGGUUGGAAAUAUAGGAGCAGAUUGUGGUAUGGUGUUGGCCUUUCUGCAAAAACAGCUGUCUUUGGCGGUGGAGGCAGUGGCUUGGAAUCUUGGAGGUCUGCUUUGGAAAAAGAUGCAAAUGGAAACUGGAUUGAACUUCCUUUGGUGAAGAAGUCAGUUACCAUGCUUGAAGCUUUAUUAUUAGAUGAGUCUGGACUUGGUGGUGGUCUUGGUAUAGGUGGGGGAUCAGGAACUGGCAUGGGAGGAAUGGCAUUACUGUACCAGUUAUUGGACAGUGAUCAACCAUUCUUAUGUAUGCUCCGGAUGGUGCUUCUAUCAAUGAGGGAGGAAGACAAUGGGGAAACCAGUAUGCUCAUGAGAAAUGUAAGCAUAGAGGAUAGGAUGCCUGAAGGAACUUUGCCGACAGAAAAUAAUGCUCGAAUUUUGAUGAGACAACCACGGUCAGCCUUGUUGUGGAGUGUACUUUCACCCAUUCUAAAUAUGCCCAUUUCUGAUUCAAAGCGACAGAGAGUUUUGGUUGCAUCUUGUGUUCUCUUUUCAGAGGUAUGGCAUGCAGUUGGCAGAGACAGAAAACCUUUACGUAAACAGUACCUUGAGGCUAUUUUACCACCAUUUGUUGCUGUGCUGCGGAGGUGGCGGCCAAUUUUGGCUGGAAUUCAUGAGCUUGCUACUGCUGACGGCUUAAAUCCUCUUACUGUUGAUGAUCGUGCAUUAGCUGCUGAUGCACUCCCUAUAGAGGCUGCUCUCUGCAUGAUCUCUCCAGCUUGGGCUGCUGCAUUUGCAUCACCACCAGCAGCUAUGGCGUUGGCAAUGAUUGCUGCUGGUGCUGCAGGUGCUGAAACACCAGCUCCUCCAGCUACCUCACAUCUUAAGCGUGAGACUUCCUUGCUAGAGCGAAAAUCUGUUAGAUUGCAUACCUUUUCAAGCUUUCAAAAAUCUUCGGAGGCAACUAACAAAACACCAGCUGCUCCAAAGGAUAAGGCUGCAGCAAAAGCGGCUGCUUUGGCAGCAGCAAGGGAUCUUGAACGUAAUGCUAAAAUUGGCUCUGGAAGGGGCCUUAGUGCAGUUGCGAUGGCCACAUCUGUGCAACGAAGAAAUGCUGGUGAUAUGGAGCGUGUGAAGAGAUGGAAUACUACUGAAGCCAUGGGAGUUGCUUGGUUGGAAUGUAUGCAACCAGUUGAUACAAGAUCAGUCUAUGGGAAAGAUUUCAAUGCUCUAUCUUAUAAAUAUAUUGCAGUCCUUGUUGCAAGUUUUGCUUUAGCUAGAAACAUGCAGCGAUCAGAGGUUGACAGGCGUGCUCAAGUUGAUGUAACAGCUCGCCAUUAUUUAUCUGCUGGAAUUCGUGCGUGGCGCAAACUUCUCCAUUACUUGAUAGAGAUGAAGAGCCUUUUUGGACCACUUGGGGACCACUUGUGUAGUAAUGAACGUAUCUUCUGGAAGCUAGACUUCAUGGAAAGUUCUUCGAGAAUGAGAAGAUGUUUGAGAAGGGAUUAUGCAGGGUCUGAUCAUUGUGGUGCUGCUGCUAACUAUGAGGAUCAAAUUGAGACGAAACAUGAUCAAGGGGUUGUUCCAGUUCUGGCAGCAGAAGCAAUCUCGAUGGAGGGAAUAAAUGAGGAUGAUGAACAUGCGGAAAAUGAUAUUUUAGAUGGUAGAGCCUAUGACAUAGAACAGAAUGGAGAAAGUCAGCCAAGACCAUCAGGAACAGCUGAUGAGAAUCUACAGCCAUCUGCAGGAUCAAGUGAUGCUCAAGUUGCUGGUGACCAAGGCUUAGAAGAUAUAUCAGUAGUUGCACCGGGAUAUGUUCCCAGUGAACAUGAUGAAAGAAUUGUUCUCGAGCUUCCUUCAUCUAUGGUCCGGCCUUUAAGGGUUAUACGUGGAACCUUUCAAGUAACUACUAGGAGAAUAAAUUUUAUAGUUGAUGCCACUGAAAUCAGUACCAUGGACGGAAUGGAAUCUUCUGAAUCAAGAGAACAUGAAAAAGACCGCAGCUGGUUGAUGUCGUCCCUCCAUCAGAUUUAUAGCCGAAGAUAUCUUCUUAGAAGAAGCGCUCUGGAACUUUUUAUGGUUGAUCGGUCAAACUUCUUCUUUGAUUUUGGGAGUACAGAGGGGCGAAGAAAUGCUUAUCGAGCUAUUGUUCAAUUACGUCCUCCUUAUUUGAACAAUAUUUAUCUAGCAACUCAGAGACCUGAACAACUUCUGCAAAGAACUCAACUUAUGGAGCGCUGGGCGAGGUGGGAGAUCAGCAAUUUUGAGUAUCUGAUGCAGCUGAAUACUCUGGCUGGGCGUAGUUAUAAUGACAUAACUCAGUAUCCAGUUUUUCCUUGGAUUCUUUCUGAUUACAGUUCCAAGAGUUUGGACCUUUCGAAUCCUGCUUCUUACCGAGAUCUUUCAAAGCCUGUUGGCGCGUUGAAUCCUGAUCGACUAAAAAAAUUUCAAGAGAGGUAUUCUAGCUUCGAUGAUCCAGUCAUCCCAAAGUUUCAUUACGGUUCUCAUUACUCAAGUGCUGGGACAGUGUUAUAUUAUCUUGUUAGAGUUGAACCGUUUACGACUCUUUCAAUCCAACUGCAAGGUGGCAAAUUUGAUCAUGCAGAUAGGAUGUUUUCAGAUGUUACUGCUACAUGGAAUGGAGUUCUUGAGGACAUGAGUGAUGUGAAGGAAUUGGUUCCCGAGUUAUUUUAUCUCCCAGAGAUCUUAACCAAUGAAAAUUCAGUUGACUUUGGUACAACACAGUUAGGAGGAAAACUAGAUACUGUGAAACUUCCUCCUUGGGCUGAAAACCCUGUCGAUUUCAUUCAUAAGCAUCGGAUGGCUCUCGAGAGUGAGCAUGUAUCUGCACAUUUACAUGAGUGGAUUGAUCUUAUCUUUGGAUAUAAGCAACGUGGUAAAGAAGCUAUUCAGGCAAAUAAUGUUUUCUUUUACAUUACCUAUGAAGGCUCAGUAGAUAUUGAUAAGAUUUCAGAUCCAGUACAACAGCGAGCUACACAAGACCAGAUUGCUUACUUUGGACAAACCCCAUCCCAACUUCUAACUGUUCCUCACUUGAAGAAGAUGCCAUUAGGAGACGUUCUUCAUCUGCAGUCUAUCUUUCGGAACCCAAAAGAAGUCAAACAAUAUACUGUUCCAGCUCCUGAACGGUGCAAUCUACCUGCUGCCGCCAUUCGAGCAUCUUCGGAUGCAGUUAUAAUUGCUGAUAUAAAUGCUCCGGCAGCACGUCUUGCACAGCACAAGUGGCAACCCAACACCCCUGAUGGCCAGGGUUCACCUUUUCUCUUUCAGCAUGGAAAAGCUGCAGCAAAUUCUGCCAGUGGAACAUUCAUGCGGAUGUUCAAAGGACCAGCUGUUUCAGGUACUGAUGAGUGGAAUUUCCCUCAGGCACUAGCAUAUGCUGCAUCUGGAGUCAGAAGUACAGCUGUGGUGUCCAUCACAUGUGAUAAAGAAAUUAUCACUGGUGGGCAUGUGGAUAAUAGUAUCAAGGUACUGUCAUCAGAUGGAGCAAAGACCUUGGAAACAGCCACUGGGCACUGUGCUCCUGUCACUUGCCUUGCUCUUUCCCCAGAUAGCAACUAUCUUGCCACAGGAUCUCAAGACACUACUGUAUUACUCUGGAAGAUACAUAGUGCUUUCACUUCACACUCAAGCAGCAGACCAGAGCUUUCCAUAGGCACAAACACACAUGCUACAACCAGUAGUACUGUAGCAAACACUUUGGCAGACAAUAGCAGGAGGCAUCGUAUUGAGGGUCCAUUACAUGUCCUCCGGGGUCAUCAUAGAGAAAUACUAUGUUGUUGCGUCAGUUCAGAUCUUGGAAUUGUUGUUUCUAGCUCCCUUUCAUCUGAUGUAUUAUUGCAUUCUGUAAGAAGGGGUCGCUUGAUCAGAAGGCUGGUUGGGGUUGAGGCCCAUGCUGUUUGCCUUUCAUCUGAAGGGGUAAUAUUGACUUGGAACAAAUCUCAACAUACACUAAGUACCUUCACUGUCAAUGGGUUACCAAUUACUAGAGCCCAACUUCCUUUCUCUGGUACCAUCAGUUGCAUGGAAAUGUCUGUUGAUGGGAGGAAUGCAUUGAUUGGAAUUAACUCAUGUUUAGAAAAUGAUGGAACCUGUAAUAAUAAUUGGGACUUAAGUUCAAGGAAAUCAGGAGCUGAAGAUCUUAACAAUGAAUUGGAUAGCAGAUUGGAUGUACCUAGCCCCUCAAUUUGUUUCCUGGAUCUGCAUACGUUGAAGGUGUUUCACGUAUUGAGACUCGCACAAGGCCAGGAUAUUACAGCUCUGGCUUUGAACAUCGAUAACACAAAUCUUUUGGUGUCGACUGCAGAUAAACAGUUGAUAAUCUUCACUGAUCCAGCUUUGAGCUUGAAAGUAGUUGAUCAGAUGCUCAAGCUUGGUUGGGAAGGAGAAGGGCUGAGCCCCCUUAUAAAGUAAUAGAUUUAGGCCACUGAGUUUUGAAUAGUUGAAGAAGGAUUACAGAAGAUACGCAAUACUACUAGGAUACUACUAGAAUGUAUACAAUGGAAGGGGUUGCUCGGGUUGCUUAAAUGCAGAUUCGAAAUCAAUUGCUGAACUUGCACUGCGCAGCGGUUCUAUUUUGGGUGUAACAUAUGUAUUUUGACAGGCAGAAGAAUCCCUGGAUGUUCAUGAGUGCCUUGUUCCGCAGGGUAGUUUUACGUUUUCUUUUUUUCGCUUAUUCAAUUUUGAGUUUAGGUUUUCUCCAAUUCAGAGUGAUGAUGCAAGUCUCUGUAGCUUGUGCUGUCCAUUUUUGGCCAUAAUUUCUUUUUCUUUUUUGUCUUUUGAUGUAGAGAAUGAGAAUACAAGGGUUUUCAAUCUUGUAUCAUCUGUACAUAUAGUUUAUUCCUUGGUAUAAAUCCAUGUAAAAUCAAUUGUCUCUUGUCAAAACUGAAUAUUUUUUAAUUAGAAACAGUAAUGCUAAUUCAUCUAGGUUUAAGCAUUUUUUUCA